Molecule: messenger RNA, 2490 nt
Organism: Suillus subalutaceus
Lineage: Eukaryota; Fungi; Basidiomycota; Agaricomycetes; Boletales; Suillaceae
Exons: 9
Coding region: 1-2490 (829 amino acids)
Source: RefSeq, a predicted model, not a curated record
AUGGCAAGAUCAGGUCAUUCCACUCAGUUGACUUCCACUUCUGGAAGACAUAGGGCGCAUCAACCACAGACACAGAAGCUCACGGAUAAUGAAAUUUCAGAGUUGAAGAACUACCUUCCUGAGUGGACUUCAGCAAAAAGGAUUGAGAAGAGGCCAGUUUUCACUGCCAUAGCUAGGGCUGCCAGGCUAUUUGCUCCCAAGGUCGACCAAGCACAAUGGAAGAAGAGGAAGCAGAUGUACAAGACAUGGUUGUUCAACAACCAGAAAAAGAAGGAGAGGAAGGACAUGAUAAAGUAUGGGAGGAAAUGGACUCCUAGGCAGGUGAUCUACCAGCAGAAACGGGAGGAGGUGCUGAAGAGGAUUGAGGACGAGUCCGGGGCAAAGCCAGGAGGUCCCGGUAUGUUCAAGCAUUAUCAGGCGGCUGUAAAAAGAGUCAUGGCUGAAUUGUCCGAUGAUGAGUUGGAGAAGGAGAAAGACACGGCCAAAGAAUGGUCCAGCAACUUUCCUCCUCCCGAGAUACAAGCACAAGUGGCUCGUAAGAAGGGACCGGCGUAUAUGGAGCACUUUUCGAAGGAGAUGUGGAGGCAAUGCGGGAUGAGAGUGUUUGUGAUGUCGGCAUGGAAGAAUGAACAGGGAGAGGUGCUGUUCGGGAUGCACGAUGAUAACGAGGCAUUAGGAGAUGGGGAAAGUUUCAUGAAGACGAAGGACUGGGAGGACAUUGAGCCAGUUUGGCAGGAGUACGCGCAGGAACAAUUCUGUGCUGGGGCACGAGAUGGUGGGCGACAGGUGAAUGGAGGUCGAAAGAGAAUCAGGAAGCCUGCUUUCGAACUCGAAAUCGAUGGGGAUGGGAUGCCGGUGCUUCCUGACAUCACCGAGACGAAACUCGAGGAGAAGAAAGCCAUCGUCAGAGCAUUUCUCACAUCGCACUAUCGUAUCUGUUCUGGGAUUGUCAAGGCAGUUGUGCCAUGGAGCGCCAUCGUACAAAGUCAGGAUGACUUUGUGGCAAGAACGUAUCUUCCGGCGGAUGUGGACUUGAAGGAGCCUUCGAAGUUGCAACAUUGGGACAUGACCGCCUUACUGAAUUUCUGGUAUGCUCUGCAGGAGAAAGGCGAAGGUCCAACAUUCCUGUUCAAAGCAUGGAGGAACAGAGAUGGGGACAUGGUAGCCUCGGUUGUAUCUGGAAAUUCACCUUCUCAUCGGACUCGUAAUGCCAGACGAGUUAUGAUCCGAAGGCCUCGGAAUUCAUCGACCGAAACUGACAGUGAUCCCGAGGCCAAUCACGAGAGUGAUCCAGAGAGCAAUCCUGAGGACAACACUCAUCACAUGGAGGAUGAUGCUGAUGAUGACACAGAGGAAGGUAGAUCCCCGCAAAAGAGACCCAGAACAGAGCCUGGUCCUUUGACAGCACAUGAAGGGACAGCGGUCCCACAUGCAAUUCCACAGCCUCGCCCGGUCAAUGCAGGGAAGACUGGUGCACUGCUGACAUCACGAAUGGGCGACCUCCUGACUGGGCUGACUGCGAGAGUCACUCGCAAUAUUCAGGAGGAUGGUGCAAACGAACGAGUCAAUAGGUCGCCGGCGCCGAAGAACAUGCGGGGAAGGAAAGCGGUGAUUGAGCCAUCGAUCUUUAAAUCUCUCAACCCACUCAUCAUGUCCACUCCAGUUGACAACUCUUUGACCCAUCUCAAGGCAUCCGCUGCCCAGAUCAUGGCCAUCAUCAGUGCCGCCCGGCAGAUUCCCCCGGGUCCCAGCCACUCAGCUUUGGGAAAACAGGUUGCUACACUUGUGUCUGAUGUAGCCAAGGAGUAUGGGUCUGGGGAUGGUCCUAUUCCCGGCCUCAUCAUUUCGUGCUCCAAAGAGCUCCAGCGCAUUCGGAACAUGGUUCCCAAGGUCUGGCCAGACUGGCACUCCAUUGGGUAUGACAAUCCUCGCAUUCUUAGGCACACCUGGUACCCCAAGGUCCUCGCCUGGAACGCCUUAGGCGACCAGACCUUUGAUCUCCCAACUGCUGCCCCCCCAUCCACAGGUCCGAUUCCUGUCAAUCAUCCCUCCCCAGCCAUCCCUGCCAGCAAUGUCGCCGGCCCUUCCACCAACCCCACCACCGAGUCCCGGGACAAGGGGAAAGGUAAGGCCGUCUUCGCUGACCCAGACCCCGAGGCAGAAGGGAGUAAGAAGAGGAAGUCCCCCUUGAUUUCUGGACUCUCCUCCCAACCCCCGAAAUCCGCGAUGAAGAGUCACAAGCGUCAGAGGUCUGCUCGCGUUGUGAAGUCCAAGGCCAUCGUGGAGUCGGAAGAUGAUGACGACUCGGUUAUGCAGCCACCUUUGGGUGGAGUGCCGGAGGUCGUCCUUCCCAGGCUCUCCACAAUUGUCGCAAGGACGCCUGAUUCGCCUCGCUCGCCCUGGGUACCCAAGAAGAAGCCCUUUGGCCCUGCCACAGUGAUUGCCAGCAGUCACACAGCAGUUGUGGAGCCCUCCCAGCCCACUCCCUAA